AGUUUGCUGCGUCGAGUGAAAUCCGUGGAGCCAGUUGACGACGUCAGUUCGCUACGGGGCACUGCUGACGUCAAAUUUGUUCUUGUCGAAGGUUGAAAGUGUUGCAUUAACCUGCAAGACGCACACGAACUUAAGUGUGGUACUUGACAAUUAAUUAACGUCCGGCGCGCGUGCGCGCAGAAGGUGGCUGCGUUUUGGGCGCACAAUCACGCAGCAGCACCGAGCACAUCUCUUCAGCUCUGUGCGUGGAGCGGACGCAGACUGUCUGUCGGGCGCAUUAUCCUUUCAUGCGCAAUCGAAGACUUGCGACUGACGCACACGUAUACGCACGAACUUUAUUUAUUGAACGACUUUUAUUUUCAUGAGACGCUCGGGCGUUUCUCCCGUUGGGAAUUCGGACUCGACGAGGAUGGCGCGCGCGAAGAGGGUGGCGCACGUGCGGACCCGUUAAGUGGACAACUGGCGGACAUGCGGUUGUUGGGCUGGAGCGUGCUGUGGGUUCUGGUUGCCACGCUGCGAGGCCAGAACGACACGGAGCCCAUCGUGCUGGAGGGCAAGUGCCUGGUGGUGUGCGAUUCCAACCCGGCUGCCGACUGGCGGGCGUCCAACUCGCCGCUCGGCAUCUCGGUGCGCGCCGCCAACUCCAAAGUGGCUUUCUCGGUGGUGCGGAGCAACAACCACGAGCCGUCCGAGAUGAGCAACAAGACCAGGAUCAUCUACUUCGACCAGGUUCUCGUAAAUAUUGGAAACUUCUUCACAUUUGAGUCUGUGUUUUUGUCCCCAAGAAAAGGAGUCUACAGUUUUAACUUCCACGUCAUUAAAGUGUACCAGAGCCAGACCAUACAGGUGAACCUCAUGUUAAAUGGGAGGCCCGUCAUCUCAGCCUUUGCCGGGGACAAGGACGUAACCCGCGAGGCGGCCACUAACGGAGUUCUGCUUUAUCUGGAAAAGGAGGACAAAGUCUAUCUGAAAUUGGAGAAGGGCAACCUGGUCGGUGGAUGGCAGUACUCGACAUUUUCUGGCUUUCUCGUCUUUCCGCUGUGAAUCGUCAGAAAGCAACAACAGUUUUAUAAAAGUGACUCACUUCUCUCUCGUGAUGUGUCGUCGCUGUAUAAAUCAAAACAUGACUCCCGAAGCAGCGUCACAAAACAGGUUUUUGAGGAUGCUUUGUUGAGCGCCAUCCUGUCAGUCAAGCUGCCCCCAGAGAGAAGCCUUCCACAUCCUGCGAGCACUUUGUUGUCAUGACAACUGUUGCUCGGGUGUGUCUGCCUUUUUGCUGACCGAGGUGUUUGUCUUGUUGCCAUCAUCCAUUUGAUAUGGAAUUUGCUUUCAAUGUAGCCAACCGCCCAAACAUAUCCUCGCUAUCUGAUUAGAAAAAAAAAUCACAAUAUGUCCUUUUUAUGACAACAAUCGCAACGACUUUUCUUUAUGCUGUGUCUAUAAUGUAUAAGUGAAUGUCCGUAGUGUCUUCUCCUAUCUGACACUGCAUGACUAAAAAGACGCUGUCUCAAGUGACAAGAAUGUUCAUUCAAUCACAUCCAUGGAACCUUUCAAGCCGAAUGGCCCUGAGGUUGAACGCUGUGGAAUCGAAUGACACUAUGGGGGUGGGGGGCGGGGGUGGGGGGGUCGGCAGAAUGGUGAGUAUUAACACUUACCUUCGAAAAAUGAACAUAAUGAAAGCAACAUUUUGCUGUAAAAUUAUGUGGCCAACUUAGACUUUGAAUUAUUCUGAUUUCUAUAUCAGGGGUGUCAAACUCAAUUCUUGUCACGGGCCAGAUUUUAGUUACAGUUUCCCUUGGGGGGUCGUUAUGAUUGAAACCAUAUAAAGAAGUCAAAGAUAACGGUUUAUUCACCUAUUGUAGAAGUUACUGUAAUGAGGUGUUUGGUCACAAGAAAAUGAUUCCAGUAACACUCUUAUUUAUUUCAAAUGAGAAUUGAAAAUUUUGGUGGAGAUUUUGGCAAACAUCAUGAAAGUUGCCAUCAGUGAUUUGCUUUAAGGGCCACAGAAAAUGAUGUGGCGUGCCGGAUCUGGCCCUGUGGCCUUGAGUUUGACAUCUGUGGUCUAUAUAGUCGACAUGAAGGUUUGAUGACAUUGUGUUUGCGAGCCACAGUGAGCAAAAAUAGGUGAAUGGAAGUGAUGCGUCCCUAUUUGAAAUAGAAAGUUCAAAGAAGUUAUUACAAAACAGUUCAUGACACACAUUGCCGUAAAAUUUGCUUAAAAUGUUUGCCAAACUGAAAACUCUGUAAAGUACAGUCGUGACAAUAAAGAUUUACAUUUGUGGUAAA
This is a messenger RNA of Hippocampus zosterae (dwarf seahorse), 2286 nucleotides long. It is a transcript of the gene cbln4, whose product is annotated as cerebellin 4 precursor. The record is from RefSeq and is a predicted model, not a curated record. The transcript has 3 exons. The coding region runs from base 469 to 1044 and encodes 191 amino acids. NCBI's taxonomy places the organism in Eukaryota, Metazoa, Chordata, Actinopteri, Syngnathiformes, Syngnathidae. Gene Ontology annotation, molecular function: protein binding.